This is a messenger RNA of Populus euphratica (Euphrates poplar), 2110 nucleotides long. Its product is annotated as pentatricopeptide repeat-containing protein At5g66520-like. The coding region runs from base 295 to 1917 and encodes 540 amino acids. Gene Ontology annotation, molecular function: RNA binding; protein binding. The record is from RefSeq and is a predicted model, not a curated record. NCBI's taxonomy places the organism in Eukaryota, Viridiplantae, Streptophyta, Magnoliopsida, Malpighiales, Salicaceae. Gene Ontology annotation, biological process: RNA modification. The transcript has a single exon.
GUUAAAACUGGAGGAAAUAUUUUUUAAGAGAAGAUCAGAGGAAGCAUCGAAUACUAAAGUAAGAGGUCGUUCAUGUCUCGUUGUGUCUUGGUUUCCGGAAGCAAUGAAAGGUUUAGGCCGUCUGAGAUGAAUAACGAUCAACUUUUAUGAAGAUGAUGAAGACAGAUAGACAUGUUGUCUGUAUAUUCUAUUUUGAAAGAACAAAAUUCACUUUAAAGGUGUCUCAAAAAUAAAUGUGAGCUAAACAAUCAAAGACAGUGCCUUUAGCCUCACCAUUUCUUAGCUACAUGUGAUAUGUCAGCUUCCAAAUAUUUGAAAGCAAGCAAGAAAACCAUCUCCCUCUUAGACCAAAAAGGCCUUACCAUCUCACAAUUGAAGCAAAUUCAAUCCCAUCUCACUGUCACAGCCACCCUUAAAGAUCCAUAUUCAGCAGCAAAAAUUCUCUCUCUCCAUGCACAUUCCAAUGCCAAAAGCUCUCUCUUUUAUGCUGAAAGACUCUUUCUUUGCCUUCAAAACAAGUCCACCUUCAUCUGGAACACCAUGAUGCAAGCUUUUGUAGAAAAAAAUGAGCCCAUGAGAGCCUUUUCUCUAUAUAAGCACAUGUUAGAGAGCAAUUACUUGCCUAAUAACUUUACUUUCUCUUUUGUUAUCAGGGCUUGUAUUGAUGUUUUUAAUUUGCAAAUGGGUUUAUGUUUUCAUGGCCAAGUCAUUAAAUUUGGAUGGGAAAGUUAUGAUUUUGUGCAAAAUGGAUUGAUUCAUUUGUAUGCAAAUUGUGGGUUUAUGGACUUGGCUAGGAACAUGUUUGAUAUGAGUAUAAAGAGGGAUGUUGUUACUUGGACUUGUUUGAUUAGUGGGUAUUUAAAUUCCGGUCAAGUCUUGAUUGCUAGGGAGUUGUUUGAUAGAAUGCCUGAGAAGAAUCCGGUUUCGUGGGGUGCCAUGAUCGGAGGGUAUGUGCGAAUUGGGUUUUUUCAGGAAGCUUUAGAGGUUUUCUAUGAUAUGCAGGUUUCUGGGUUUAGGCUUAAUCGUGCUAGCAUUGUUGGUGCUCUUACGGCGUGUGCUUUCUUAGGGGCUUUGGAUCAAGGAAGGUGGAUAUAUGCUUAUGUUAAGAGGCAUCAUAUGUCAUUGGAUAGAAUGCUUGGCACUGCGCUAAUUGAUAUGUAUGCAAAGUGUGGAUGUAUCGAGAUGGCUUGUAGCGUGUUUGAUGAGAUGGAUGAUAGGGAUGUCUAUGCUUUUACUUGUUUGAUUUCGGGUCUAGCUAAUCAUGAUAAGAGUGAAGCUGCCAUUGCUUUGUUUAACAGGAUGCAGGAUGAGGGAGUUGUGCCGAACGAGGUCACAUUCGUAUGUGUCCUAAAUGCUUGUAGCCGUAUGGGAAUGGUGGAUGAAGGGUUGGGAAUAUUCGAGAGCAUGAGUAAUAGAUAUGUCAUUGAGCCACAAAUCCAGCAUUAUGGCUGUUUGGUGGAUCUUUUGGGGAGAGCUGGGAAGAUAGAGGAAGCAAAGAAGGUGGUGAGAGAGAUGCCACUGCACCCAGAUUCAUAUACCUUGGGUGCAUUGCUAGAUGCAUGUAGAGUACAUGGUGAUGUCCAGCUGGGUGAAGAAAUGGUUGAUACCUUGGCGCAGCGGUGUCUUGACCAUGGUGGUGUACAUGUUCUUCUUUCAAACAUGUAUGCCUCCGCUGACAAAUGGGAGGAUGUCUCAAAGGUAAGGAAGAAGAUGGAAGAUAAAAGCAUAAGAAAGUUGCCAGGUUGUAGUUCAAUUGAAGUGAAUGGUACUGUUUGUGAAUUUGUCAAUGGAGAUAGGUCCUGUACACUUAAGGAAGAUAUGAUGUUCUUGCUGUUUGGAAUUGACAAACACUUAAAGUCUCUUUUUCUUGAUGAUGAUGAGCAUUAUAAGGUAACCAUGGAACAAGUUCCCUCGUAGCCAAGAGUGAUGCUUAGAGACUUCAUAUCAUGCUCUUGCUGUUUGGAAUUGACAAGCACCUAAAGUCUCUUUCUUUUGAUGACGAUGAUGAUCAUGAUAGUGUAACCCUGGAGCAAGUUUUCUCAUAGCCAUUAGCGGGUGUGGCACUAACUGUAUUGUGAUUGAUAUUGAAGCAUUUUAGCCAAAUAUAAAA